CUGGAGCAGAUGGCUGAGGGCAUCCAUCGUAUAGAGCAGCUGGCCGUGUUCCAGCUCAACCAUCGCAAUGGCUUCGCCCCAUGCGGGGUGGAGGUCUACUGGACGGGUGCCAAACUCCAUUCCAAGCACCCGCGGGUCGACGCAUCCAACGAUUUUGCCAAGAUGAUGGCCGACCUCAUUUCAGCACUCGUGUUGCAGCUUGUGCAGAGGGCCAUGACCACGACGCACGGGCAUCCCAAGCGGCAAGUUCUGUUGCUUGACGCGGGGUCGCGCCCGCAGUUUUUGGUUGAGCUCCGCAGUGACAUUCAGAUUUAUGAGACCCUCAAGACGACGGUCUUCGAGGGCGCGCAGGGUUUCAUUGGUCGGUCCCUCCUUCAGCACACGGCCGUUCCGCAGAUGAUCAAGUGCCUCGAGCUUGAAGGGUGGGCUGCGACCGAGAGGACCGCCGUGGCGAUUGUAUUAGAUGCCGAGGUUGUCCAGACAACGCACAGGUAUACGCCAGUUGUGAAAGACGAAGUCGCCGCGCCACGAGAUUGUCGGUUCGAGUCCAACGCGUUCAAGCCAGUGAUGAAGAAGUCUGCUCUACAUGGUGAUUUGUUGCCCCUGAAUUUGUCUGCCAUUUCGUCGCACAAAGAUGCUGAUUGGUAUUCUCCCAACGCUGCUGGACAUUUCCAGCCAUACGUUGACAUCGCACUAUGCCGCGAAGCCUCUCGGGAGAACAGGCUUUCGCUCCUGGAUCGGCGCUUCUGCAGCCGCCUCAUCACGAACGAGCUGGUCUUUCGGCGGAAGGGGUCGGUUUCCUGGUACUGGGGCUUGGGGUCCAUCUGCGGGUCCAUGGCAGUUGGGUGGCCAGUUGACGAGUACGGGCCUCGCCGUUACAGGGUGUUGCCAGAUCGUAAGAGGGAGUUGUUCGCCAUUCUGGAUCUGACGGAGUGGGAGGCUUUGCCUGUCGUGUUCGCGUCGCCUUUGGCUCAGGCCGUUGACGUCGAGGUCAAGCGCCUCCCGAUUCAGCAGCAGGGCCCUGCGACGGAGGUCGCAGUGAAGGAUGCGCGCGAGCACGGUGACUUCACUAUCAUCCUCGCUGGUGCCGACGAGCCCAGGGCCUUGAUGGCGACGUGCGCCUUGCAGGCGUUCUGGGACUUGCCCCUGUCCGUGCUGGUGCAGCUGUGCAAGCUCCACGACGUCGACACCGCGGACCUCAGCUUGGUGUCGGUGCUCACGGUCCUCGGCUGGCAGUUCAUCCCGCAGUGCACCGACGCGAAGAUCAUCAAGAUGCUCGAGCGUCGGGCCCUCACCUUCGAGCGCGUCGACUCCUUGGAGGAGUUGAUUGCGUGCGAGUGGGUGACUGACCACUUCGACAAGGACACGAAGGACAUCGUGGAGCAGGAGAUCCACGCCUCCAAGCAGCUGCGCGCCAGCCGCGACCAUUUUGUUCGCGACCUCCGCAGG
This is a messenger RNA of Prorocentrum cordatum, 1449 nucleotides long. The record is from the annotation of a GenBank genome assembly. Lineage: Eukaryota; Dinophyceae; Prorocentrales; Prorocentraceae.